Iphiclides podalirius (scarce swallowtail) is the source of this 732-nucleotide messenger RNA. NCBI's taxonomy places the organism in Eukaryota, Metazoa, Arthropoda, Insecta, Lepidoptera, Papilionidae. The record is from the annotation of a GenBank genome assembly.
AUGAAUUUGUUUGUGUGCAUUCUAUUCUUGCAUUGUUUAACUAUAAUAAGUACGGAUGUGAUAGUCGAAACCAAAUUAGGAAAAAUUGCUGGAAUAGAAAUCCAGUCGAUAAUACCGAAUGAAAAAUAUUAUUCAUUUUUAGGCAUACCUUACGCUAAACCACCAAUUGAUGAAUUAAGAUUUAAGACCCCAAAACCGCACGAAGAAUCAGAACAUUUAGCUGUAGAUACGGAUGAUUCACGCGCAGUACAAAGAGGUUUAGUAGCAUUUGGUCCCAGUAUAGAGCCUAAUCAUCCUGAAGCAGUCAUAACGGAUCUUCCUGAGGAUAACGACAUCGAGAUAAAUGUACCGGUAAUGAUAGGCUACAAUUCAAGAGAGGAUGGCACAUGGGGUGCAUCCGUCGGAGACGAAUUGUGUUAUUUGUUCGUCUGCAACCCAAAAAAAAUAUACAAGAAGUUGUUGGAAGAUGAAGAUGCGGAAGAAAUAAAAGUUUUAAAGAAUAUGGUUAAGAUGUGGGCAAACUUUGCCAGGACAGGGAAUCCAACACCUAAUGGGGACGAGGUUACUUGGAAUCCAGCUACAAAAGAGAAUAAGGAAUGUCUCGUUAUAAGUGAUGAACUCAAAAUGCAUAAAAACUUACACGAAAACGUUGUCAGAUUCUGGGAUGAUUUUAUAUCUUCAUACAGCGAAAAAGCUGUCAACGGCGUAGUUCAAGAUAAAAGAGAUGAACUU